Corythoichthys intestinalis (scribbled pipefish) is the source of this 1270-nucleotide messenger RNA. RefSeq names its product regulator of microtubule dynamics 1 (gene rmdn1). Lineage: Eukaryota; Metazoa; Chordata; Actinopteri; Syngnathiformes; Syngnathidae. The transcript has 11 exons. Gene Ontology annotation, cellular component: mitochondrion; spindle microtubule; cytoplasm. Bases 81 to 1055 code for a protein of 324 amino acids. The record is from RefSeq and is a predicted model, not a curated record. Gene Ontology annotation, molecular function: microtubule binding.
CAUGGCCUGGGUGCGAUGAGUAUCAACGGGACUCUUGAAUCAGCCAGCUAAGAGCGGGAUCGGGGCGGUUCUAAUGGUUCAUGACUCGUGGGCCCAUACUCACGACACGGGCCCCUUCACAGGCCAGGCAAGCAGGCUUCUUUUGGACGAGAUGUGUCAACAGGACCUUCACGCGUGCAUCCUGGACUAAAGACAUCCGAAUUCGAACGGCUAACCGCUUUUACUGGUCAACGUCGAAAAGAAGGCUCACCAAUGUUCUCACAAAUGGAAGCGCUCCGUUUCUGCUGGGCCUCCCAACACUAUCGUGCCUGACUUAUGGAGCUUAUCACACGUUACGCAAUUCACCGGUGGUCCUCGCUUUAGAAAAUGAGGAGGUUCUUGAGCAGGCUGACUACCUUUACAGCUGUGCAGAGACGCACAAGCUAUACCAGCUCUUACUACAGUACAAAAACAGCGAUAACGCCGAAUACUUGUGGAGGCUUGCUAGAGUGUCCCGCGAUGUGUCGGUGUUGCCCGAAACUGACGAGGGACGGAAGAAACAGCUGAUGUAUGAGGCCUUUGAAUAUGCAAAAAUGUCUUUGGAGAAAGAUGACAAGUGUUUUGCAGCACACAAAUGGUAUGCAAUAUGUCUGAGUGAUGUUGGGGAGUAUGAGGGAGUCAAGGUUAAGAUAGGAAACUCCUAUGUAAUCCGGGAACAUCUGGAGCGAGCCCUUGAGCUCAAUCCCAAAGAUGCAACAACUUUACACAUUUUGGGUUACUGGUGCUUUACCUUUUCGGAACUACCGUGGUAUCAACGUAAAGUGGCGGCAGUUGUUUUCGCGUCACCUCCCACAUCUACUUAUGAAGAAGCUUUGCAAUUCUUCCUGCAAGCUGAACAAGUGGAUCCAAACUUCUACAGUAAAAACCUCCUGAUGGUGGGGAAGACUUACAUGGCUAUGAAGGACGAGCAGAAAGCCUUGCUCUGGCUAAACAAAGCUAAAGAUUACCCCCCACGCACGCACGAGGACAAAGAGGUCCAUAAAGAAGCCAUUGACCUGUUAAAGAAGUUCAGAUAACCUGACAUGCCCGUGUUCUGUAAUUGUUAACGUAGUGUUAUGAUUGGCCUUGGACGGAGAAAUCACUCAUCUCAAGGGACCAUCCUCACGACUUCCAAAUAAAAACACAAUCAUGUCUUGGAAGGGAGUCAUUCACGUAUUUAUUUAUAUCUCAUAAAUCCAUCUCUGUUCAUUUCAAAUGGCUGAAAGCUUUGAUUUCAAAAUGAAUCCUCUAU